CACUUGGUGCUAACUGCUAAGUACUCGAUUUAAUUUAAUACUUAAAACGUUAAAUCCCCCCUGAAAGUUGUCAGUUCAGACAGACGUUACCGCGGAUUUGUGCAAAUUAUGAAAACACCCUUCAAUUAAGGAAUUCUGCCAACGGAAACAAGAGGUCAAAUCUGGCAAAACUUUUGAAAGUCAGGAAUCUCAUUACUUUCUAUGAUUUUUUUUUUCAAGGAAAGCAUCGAUGGCGGAAACUCGUUAUAGCCACAUCAAGUGAAACAGUAGGUGGCAAGGUAACGGAGAAAUAGAGAGUGAGCUGUGCUAUUUGGUUUCUCCGCCGCUUUUAAGAGGAGGCCAAACGGCGUGAAACUGCUUCCCCCGAUCUCCUCCGCCGUGUCCUCCUCUUCUCCCGCCUGAUUUCCGCCUUUUUCCGGCGAAUCGAGAUUCGGAUCCAAUUGGGUUGAAUUCCAUCUAAAUCACCCGUGCGCUCCCGGCAGGUCGAUCCAAUUGCCCGGAGAUGGAGAAGACGGAAGCAGAGAAGAAACCGGCGGUUUCUGAUGUCGGCGCUUGGGCCAUGAACAUCAUCAGCUCCGUAGGCAUCAUCAUGGCUAACAAAGAGCUCAUGUCCUCCUCUGGCUUCGGCUUCAGCUUUGCCACAACUCUGACGGGUUUCCACUUCGCCGUCACUGCACUGGUGGGUCUAGCGUCGAACGCCACUGGCUUGUCGGCGUCAAAGCAUGUUCCUCUUUGGGAGCUUCUCUGGUUCUCAAUCGUCGCUAACAUCUCCAUCGCCGCCAUGAACUUCAGCCUCAUGCUUAACUCUGUCGGAUUCUACCAGAUUUCGAAAUUGAGCAUGAUCCCGGUGGUCUGCGUGAUGGAAUGGAUU
Molecule: messenger RNA, 871 nt
Organism: Tarenaya hassleriana
Lineage: Eukaryota; Viridiplantae; Streptophyta; Magnoliopsida; Brassicales; Cleomaceae
Product: UDP-galactose transporter 2-like
Exons: 4
Cellular component (GO): Golgi apparatus
Molecular function (GO): UDP-galactose transmembrane transporter activity; antiporter activity
Source: RefSeq, a predicted model, not a curated record